GUGAUCAUUGCGUGGAGCAGCGUAGCGCGGGAGGACGCUUUGCGCGUUUACGCUGUCUGAAUGUUAUUGUUGUGAAGGAAGAAGCCUGAUAAAUUAAUGAACUUUGAAACAGCUUGAAGGCUGGUGGUUGACAAGUUGCCAGACAUCGGAUGCGCGCCGGAUCCAACUGACAGGAUGGAGUGAGACAAUUUACGCACAGAGGUUGCCUCAAGGAUUGACCUUUGUGGGAAUCAUUCCUGAGACGAACACAUCGGUAAGGAUGUAUCAAUGAAGAAUGUGAGCGCGCCUGACUCUCUCCAGACGGGGUGGAUGCAGCCCUCGGCGGUGUCAUGCGUCUUGCCCCGCAGCCAAGCGCGCAACCCUUGCGGCUCUUAGUUUUGCUCCUCCUCACCGUGGGGGGGAUCACAUCCCCGGUGCUCACCCCGGGCUGCCCGGACAGGUGCGUGUGCGAUGACCAGCUGGUGGUUCAAUGCGCAGGGCAGCACCUGACCACCUUCCCUGUCAACUUGCCUCUGUCCACGCGGCAGCUCAUCAUCUCCAACAACCGUAUCGUGGAGCUUCCGCCGCUCGCGCUCAACUACCUCUCGGAUCUGGUGUACCUGGACUGUAGCAACAACUCCCUCACGGAGAUCUCCGAGUCCACGUUUGGGAAUCUACGGAAGCUAGCCUACCUGGAUCUCUCCUUCAACACCUUGGUGCGGAUCGAGGACAGGACGUUCGGGCCCUUGGCGAGCCUGGUGAUGCUGAGGAUGACCGACAACCCGGCGCUCUCGGAGAUCCACCAGGACGCCUUUGUGGAUAACGCCGCCCUGCAGGUGCUGGAUGUGAGUCGCAACAACCUGACGGUGGUGAACAUCACCUCCCUGAUCGCGCUGCCCGCCCUGCGUUCCGUGGGGCUCAGCGGGAACCCGUGGAGCUGCGAGUGCGAGAACGAGGACCUGUGCCUGUGGGUGCACCUGGAGGACUUCAAGUUCCAAGAUUAUGAAAAAUACUCCUUCUUGCUGGAUUAAGCUGUUGACCCUAUGAACUAUGCAGUAUUUGGUUUAAUCCUUUAAUUGCAAAAUAUCCAACAAACAGCAACACAGAAAUGAUAAAGACCCUUAAACUAUUUUGACACAGGGAGUUUUUAAUACAGGCCCUGAAUCAGCGUACAUAUCACAUCCUUAACCUUGAAAUGUAUAAUGAUUGAAUUGUUUUUUUGUAUUAAACAUUUAUGAAGUGUAUACCCUUGAGGGUGCCUUAUUGAAAGGUGGUACCGAGUAAACAUAGCCAAGGCAAAUGUAUCUCAUUUCGUAAACAGGCGCCUUACAUAAUGACGCUUGAAAAGUACACAUAUCAGAAAUAAAGGUACGUUAAUGUUAUUUUUCCAAAUAAAUCUUUAAAAUACAUAGAUAGGUGGAAUAUAAGAGUUUGAAUUAAAACGUUUUGUUUUUAAGUUCAAUGCAAUUUCAGUGCAAAACAUCAAACAGAGUGACAUUUCAGUCAGGGACAUAAAAGCAAGCAAGGUUUUUUAUAUACUGGCUACAGUCAGUGCAAAUCUUGAUUAUUUUGGCAGUUUGUUCCAACAGUGGACGGUAUAGCUAAAAAACAUUAUAUUAAAAGCAACAAAUGAAGAAAAAUAAUGGUUUUAAAAGAUAUUGCUG
This is a messenger RNA of Notothenia coriiceps (black rockcod), 1643 nucleotides long. Its product is annotated as leucine-rich repeat-containing protein 52-like. Gene Ontology annotation, molecular function: transmembrane transporter binding; voltage-gated potassium channel activity; potassium channel activator activity. Lineage: Eukaryota; Metazoa; Chordata; Actinopteri; Perciformes; Nototheniidae. The coding region runs from base 330 to 1010 and encodes 226 amino acids. The transcript has 2 exons. Gene Ontology annotation, cellular component: voltage-gated potassium channel complex. The record is from RefSeq and is a predicted model, not a curated record.